Messenger RNA from Cornus florida, 1302 nucleotides. Its product is annotated as receptor-like protein EIX2. Gene Ontology annotation, molecular function: protein binding. The transcript has a single exon. Lineage: Eukaryota; Viridiplantae; Streptophyta; Magnoliopsida; Cornales; Cornaceae. The record is from RefSeq and is a predicted model, not a curated record. The coding region runs from base 1 to 1302 and encodes 433 amino acids.
AUGACCAUGAAUAACUUCAUUGCAACAUUUGCUGUGCUUCUCUUGUUUUGGUUUCUAUUGGCAGACACUUCCAUCUUUAGCUCAAGUGAUGGACAACCACGAACUAGUAUUCUUUGCAGUGAAAAGGAAAAAAGAGCCCUUCUAAGCUUCAAACAUGGUCUCACGGAUCCUGCAAACAGGCUAUCAUUAUGGUCUGGUCAUCAAAACUGUUGUCAAUGGACAGGAGUCCACUGCGACAAUGUAACAGGCAGAGUCAUUGAGCUCCACCUCCGCAAUCCAUACGAUAUCGUCAGUUAUGACUCUUACGAGAUGUACAAGUUGGGUGGUAAGAUUACUCCCGCGUUGCUGGAAUUAGAAUUUCUAAGAUACUUGGACUUGAGCUGGAAUGAUUUUGCAGGUGCGAGUAUUCCAAGUUUCUUAGGUUCUAUGAAAUGUUUAAGAUAUCUUGACCUCUCAACAGCAGUAUUUGGGGGGGCGGUUCCUCAUCAGCUUGGGAAUCUCUCAAGCCUUCGCUAUCUCAAUUUAGGUGGAAAUGGACUUUAUUUGGAAAACCUUAGUUGGAUUGCUCAUCUUUAUUCUUUGGAAUACCUUGACAUGAGUAGCAUUGAUCUUCACAAGGCAACCGAUUGGCUUCAAGCAUUGAGCAUGCUCCCUUCCCUUUCAGAACUGCAUUUGUCCCUUUGUCGACUUGACAAAAUGACUCCUCCUCAGAGUUAUGUUAAUUUUACAUCUCUUGAAGUCCUUGAUUUUUCUGCCAACCGUUUUAAUUGCAAGAUACCUAAUAGGUUGUUUAAUCUCAGCAAUAGUCUUGUUUCCAUUGAUCUGAGCUUCAAUUAUCUAUAUGGUCACAUACCAAGUAGCAUAUUAAAUCUUCACAUGUUGAAAAGUCUGUAUUUGCAGGACAACCAUCUUUCUGGGAAAAUUCCAAAUAAUAUUGGCCAGCUGAAACAUCUCAAAUAUAUUCUUCUUUAUAUGAACUCAUUGUCCGGUCCCAUUCCUACAUCUCUCGGAAACUUAUUGUCCUUAAGGGAGUUGUAUCUUUCUAGUAAUCAACUGAAUGGUACUCUUCCAAAGAGUAUUGGGCGGCUUCCAAAUCUAGAGACCUUAUACAUUGGAAAUAACUCCUUAGGAGGCAUUGUUUCUGAAGUGAAUUUCGCGAAACUCUCAAAAUUGAAGGUCCUUGAAAUUUCUUUAAACUCUUUCUCCUUUAAGGUGAAUUCUGAUUGGGUUCCUCCCUUUCGACUCGAGUCCAUUGCAAUGGGUUCCUGCAAGAUGGGUCCAAAGUUUCCUGCAUGGCUAUGA